UUGAUGAUAUACCAUCGUCAAUCAUCAUCAUAUGAUGAUUUGCCAACAUUUUCAUUGCAAUAUUCAUUUACGAAUUGUCCAUUGAAUUGUACGAACAAUGGACAUUGUAUCAAUAAUCAAUGUCACUGUAAUGAUCACUAUGGUGGUGAUGCUUGUGAUUUAGAUACACGUACUGAAUAUGAUUGCCCCACCAAACGUAUUGGUUCAUCAUGCAAUAUCAAUAUCAAUGAUGUACAGUCAACCAAAUGGUUCGAAUUAUUUUCUAAUCAACACAUUUUCUCUGCUCGUGCAUCUCAUGAUUCAGUUUAUGAUCGCCAUACUGAUCAAAUCUAUACAUUCGGUGGACGUAGCUAUGAAUCAAUUUAUGGAGAUUUAUUAUCAUUUUCAAUUACGAAAAAUAAAUGGUUCAAUUUAACUGACUGUGAUAACAAAAAUACUUACAACAACACCAACAACAACAGUACAAAUCAACCAAAACCACGAUGGGGUCAUACCAUGAAUAUUAUUAAUGAUUCAUUGAUUAUAUUUGGGGGAAUCGGUGCAGAUGGACAUCAAUUCAAUGAUCUUUGGAUAUAUAAUCUAACCAAUUGCCGAUGGAUCCAAUCAAUAGACAAUAAUAUUCCGGCACUUGCAUUUCAUGUUGCAAUCAUUGUAGAUAACCAAUGGCUUCAUAUUCAUGGUGGUCGUUUCGAGAAUUCCACAUAUUCAUCAAAUAUUUAUCGUAUCAAUUUAUUAUCAUCAUCAAAUUAUCAAUGGGAAUUGGUUCGAUCAUUGAAUAAAGGUCGAACAUUAGCUGCACAUACUGCCAUUGUUUAUAAUCGAUCUAUAAUUGUAUUUGGUGGAAUCAGUGGCACGAAUGGAAAGCUUUCGAAUGCAAUGUAUCAAUAUGAUAUCGAUCACAAUUAUUGGUCCAAAUUACGGUAUUCACAAGAAACGAAAAAAAAUGUUGUUGUGCCAGAAAAACGUGCAUUUCAUUCCAUGAUAUUUGUUGAUGAUGAUGAUGAUUAUCUUGUGAUUUUUGGUGGAUUCAUUCAAAACAAUGAUUGUCUUGGUGAUGGUUCGCUAACAUAUGCUUUCUCGUUGAAAUCUAGAUAUUGGACUAAAUUGAAUGAUAUCAGUGAAAAAUUUCCAUUCAAAUCAAUCAUUUCACAUACCUUGGUACGACGAAAAAAUUUAUUAUUCAUUAUUGGUGGUUAUUAUGGCCAGAUUCGUAAUGAAAUUUUUGUCACACAGAUACACUGGAACAGCAGCAGCUAUUUCCAUCAUUAUCAUCACGUGGACAACAAGAAUUCUGAAUUAAUCAUAUGGAAAUAUUUUAAUGUGCCAAACAUUUCAAUGCCUGAUGUGAUGACAAUUCAGACAGUGGAUCAAAUGACCAUUCCUUGCCAAUUACUGCCAAAUGAACAAAUGAUACGAAUUUUUGGCUUUAUUCAUCCAUUUGAUUAUGACAGUGAUAUUCAAAUGACUUGGAAUGUAAUUACUACCGUGAUGACGAAUGAAUCGAAUAAUUUUCAGCUAUCAUCAUUCAUCCAUGCUCAAGACCAAUGUCAUUCAUAUUCAGAUUGUUAUAGAUGUCUUACGAACGUUGCUUGUGUAUGGUGUCCAUCCCGGUCACAAUGUUUGAUUCGUAAUCAUUAUGAAAUGAAUUUAUGUUCCGGGUAUAAUGAACAUAAUUUAAUGAUUGAUCCAGAAGAAUGUAUCCAAUGUUUUAAUGUGGAUAAUUGUCAACAAUGUCUUCAACAAUGGCCAUAUUGUCAAUGGCUUGUUGAUUAUGAAUUGUGUGUACGUCGAGGCCGAAUAAUCAACAAUUCGAUUAUGAUUACAAAUAUUGAAAAUUGUCCAAUGGAUUGUGCUCAAAGAAAUCAAUAUGAACAUUGUGUCGAUGGAAACGGUAAUUGUAUUUGGUGUGAAUCAAUGAACAAAUGUCUCCGGUGGUCACAGCGAAUCAUUAGCGAAUUAUCAUUAUUUGAUUUUUGUCGAAAUUCAUCAUCAUUCAUCAUAACCAAUGAUCGUAAUGUACGUUCGACAAAUGAAUGUGCAAUGGGAACUUAUGGCAAUAGCAAUUCUGGUUGUCUGCCUUGUAAUUGUAAUGGACAUGCUAAUCUUCAUCAUGGUGUAUGCCAUUCACAAACCGGUAUCUGUUUCUGUCAAGAUAAUACCGAAGGUUAUCAUUGUGAUCGUUGUCGAACCGGUUAUUAUGGUGAUCCACGAAAUGGUGGUAUUUGUUUUCAAGAAUGUCAAAAUAAAGCAUUCAUUUCGAUGGCAACAUUUGGUCAUUUUGGAUCAUACAUUCGUUCUGAUAUUUAUCGAAAUUUUUAUUCAAUGAAAAAAUCUGAAUCACAAUUGUUGUUGACCACCAAAUCACAUUGUAUGUGGAUUAUUUCAACUGGUGAUGAACAACAACAAAAUGAAUUUCAAUCCGAAUCAGAUGGCCAUAGAAACCCAGUUCAAAUCAAUAUAUUUCAAUCAUUUAAAUUGAAUUGUUCACAUAGUACAUUAAUCAUUUAUGAUGGAAUACCCGAUAUCGUUUCGGCCGAUAAUCGUAUUGCGAAUCCUCAAAUUUUAGCAUCAAUUUGUGGUGCUAAUCAACGAUAUGAUUUACAAUUUAUUGCUUAUUCUGGUAUUGCAACCGUUUUAUAUAAAACCGAUAACCAUCCACAACAACAAGGAUUCAAUGCAUCAUAUCAAUCAUUAAUGUCUUCCAAUUUAACGGCAACAACAACAAAUCAAUCGAAUUCAUCAUCAUCAUCAAUAAUAUUGAUGACAAAAAUUCAAUGGCCACUACAUUCACAUACACUUGAAUAUUUUGAUAAUUUUCUAAUUUUUAUUGGUGGUCAUCCGCAUUCAAAACAUCAUCUUGGUUUGUCAUUAUAUUCACUAGAUAAUAAUCAAUGGAUUCAAUCAGAUCUUGAAUCAAAUUCGAAUGGACUUUUUUUCCCAUCGAAUCGAUAUCUUCAUGCAACAGCAUUAAUUCAGAAUAAACUUUAUGUUUAUGGUGGAUUAGAUAUUCGUACGAAUGAGAUUUUAUCAGAAUUUUGGUGUUUAUCAUUUGCCAACGAUCACCAUAAUUCCCUUAAUCCAAUAUGGAUCAACCUAACAGCAACAGUUAAUUUUACCAAUCCAAUGAAUCAUCGAAUACCACCAUUAGUUGGCCAUACAUUGACCAAGAUCAAAUUUGGUGAAUCAUUGAAAAACAAUAAUGAUGAUGGAUAUGCAUUGAUUUUAAUCGGUGGUUUCUCUACCACCAAUGGUUAUUCUUUCAAUCAAUACAUUUACAGACCACAUCAGAAUGAAUGGAUAUUAUUGAUGACUAAAGGACCAUCACCAUUAGGUAUUGUUGGUCAUUCAACUGUUUAUCAGUCCGAAUCAAAUAUGAUUUAUGUAUUUGGUGGAUUAGAUUUUAAAGAAUCACAUAAAAUGGCCAUUUCGAAUACAUUGUAUACACUUGAUUGUCAAUCAUUGGUUUGGCAUCGUAUACAACCACGUUCGGUAUUGAAUUCUAUAACACCGCUUUAUCUACAUUAUUCAAUUUCAUUUAGAAAUUAUAUGUUUGUAUUUGGUGGUAAAAAAAUCAUCAACGAUUAUCGUAACGAUGACACAACGACGACAAUGAAGAAAUCAAAGAAAAAUGACUAUCCAAUAUCAUAUGCCUAUUUCUAUAAAUGUAAUCGAUGGAUUGCAAUGAUUAAUGUUUCCACGUCAUCCUGGUGGAAUACAUCGAUUUUAAAUCAUCACCACCAACAUGGAUCAUCAUCAUCAUCAUCAUCAUCAUCAAAAUCGUGGUCAAUUGAAACAAUUCGAUUACCAGAUGAUUUUUGUAAAUUUUUUUCCAACGAUCAAAAACGAUGUUUAUCAACUGAUGGAUGUUCAUAUUGUCAACAACAACAACAACAACAUUUGAAUGAAACUUUAACCGGUGUUUGUUUUGAUCAAUCAUUGUCAUCACAAAAGUCAACGGGUAUUGAGACUUUGGAUUGUUUGAAAAUAAUAACAAGUGAUAAAACAACAACAACAAAUUGUGCAACGAAAAAAGAAUGUAAUCAAUUUACAAAUUGUGGUGAUUGUACGGCAGCUAAUUAUGAAUCAUCGAGGCGGCAUGAUGAUGGAUGUCAAUGGUGUGCUGAUUGUCAUAUGGCUAAUGGACAAUGUUUACGUAUGAAUGAUACAUGUCAAUGGGAAAAUGAAUUCACAUCGUCGGUUGGUGGUGUUGUUGUUGUUGGACCGACAACAUGCAGUAAUAUUAGCCUAAUUGAAACGGAUCAUUGUUCUACUCGUCGUUGUUUAGCCACCGAUUGUCAGAAAUGUUUAUUACUUAAUGAACGUCGUUUACGAUCAUCAUCAUUUUAUCAUCACCAUUCACAUCAUAAUCAUCAGCUUGGUGAUUGUAUAUGGACCAAACAGGUAUAUAAAUUUAUUCGAUUUGGCCAUUCAGCAAUACCAACGAAUCCAAUAUUUGAUUGGGCAUGUAUUGAUUCAUCGAUUGUUAAAUAUUCGAUAAUGAAAAAUGUUCCCACAAUACCACCAUUAGAUUGUCCUAAACGAUGUAAUGAUUACAAUAGUUGUACAAGUUGUUUGGAAGAAACCAACACCGGUGAUGAAAGUGGUAGUCAUGAAUGUGUAUGGUCCGAAUUAACCAAUGAAUGUAUGUCACCAACAUAUAUGGCCAUUAAAUGUCAACAUGGUUUUUGUGGCAUCGGUGGUGGUUUUAUUUAUCGUCUUCAUCAUACAACACAACAAUGUCCACCGGAAUGUGAAACAUUUGAAAAAGCCGUCGAUUGUCUUUCAUUAUUACAUUGUGGUUGGUGUGCUAUCGAUGGUUUAGCUAUCGAUGGUGUUGGUUUCUGUUUGCAAGGCGGUUUGUUUGGUCCUAAAUAUCAAUCAUGUUCAAAUCAAUCAUCAAUAGAUUUAUUAAGUCAACUUAAUCACAAACCUUAUUAUGUACCAAUGACUGUGUUGAAAACAUCAUGGCAUUAUAUACAAUCACCACCGGAGAAUGAAUGUCUUAAUGGUCAUCAUACAUGUGAUAUGAAAUCACAGAAUUGUAUUGAUCUUGAUGAAGGAUUUAUGUGUCAAUGUAAAAGUGGUUAUCGAAUGUAUGAAAAUAAUAAUAUUUGCAAACCAAUCUGUCAACAAGGUUGUGUUUAUGGCAUAUGCGCCGUACCAGAUGUUUGUCGAUGUCAUUUUGGCUAUAUUGGGGAUGAUUGUUCUAUCGAAUGUCAAUGCAAUGGUCACAGUACUUGUCCAUCGGCUGAUCAACGAAACAUUUGUAAUGAAUGCCAUAAUAAUACACAAGGAAAAUGGUGUGAAAAAUGUAAACCAUUUUUUGUUGGUGAUCCAACAACAACAUCAACAACAACAACAACGAAAAAUCGUCUAUCAUCAUCAUGUCAACCAUGUUUUCGGUUUUGUCAUAAUCAUUCAGAAUUAUGUUUCGAUGAAAAUGAUUUACAGAAUUUAACGACAAUGGAAAUAACCAAAUUCGAUGAUGAUUAUUGGCAUGAAUAUGGUCGAACAAAAAUCCAACAUGGCCCAUUAUCGGAACCAUCGACAAUCUGUGUGAAUUGUAAAAAUAAUACCGAAGGGGAACGUUGUGAUCGUUGUCGACUUGGCUAUUUCAAGAUCAGUGAUAAUAUUCAUGAUGGUUGCCGUAAUUGUAUGUGUAAUGGCCAUGGUACUGUUUGUAAUCCAUAUAAUGGUGAAAAUUGUGAUUGCCACAAUAACACCGAGAAUGAUCGUCAAUGUAAUUAUAUGAAUUCAAAAGAAUAUAGUAAUUACAUAAAUAAGACUUAUUUUUUUAAAUCAUCACAAAUAAUGACCACAUAUUCAUUGCCAUGUUGGAUGUUACAAUGUUCAAAAUGUAAAGAUUAUUUUUAUGGUCAACCAACUGGUGGUCAUCAAUGUUAUCGUCAUAUGUAUUUGGAUAAAGAAUAUUGUAUUGAUCCACAGACACAAGAAAAUUGCCUACAUCAUCGAUUACAACAACAAAAACCAUUGCUAAAUGGUCGUACAAUGUUUUUUGGAAUACAACCACGUUAUAUGAAUGUUGAUAUUCGAUUAAUAGUGUAUGCUAUUGAAGGCCGUAUUGAUCUUUAUUUGGCAUCAAGAGAUGAUAUUUUUAUCGUUAAAGUUGAUCCAGAAAAUGGAUUUCAUCGUUUGUUUAUUGAUAAAAAAUAUCUGCGUAAUAUUUCACAGUAUAAUAUGGCCAAUAAUGAUUCUAGCAAUGUAAUGAUGACAACAAUGAAUGAAACAAAAAUUUCUGAUCUUUUGGAUUUGGGCGGCUCAACCAAUGUGACAUUAAAAUCACCAUAUCAAAUGAUUUUGGCCGAUAUGAAUGGUGAGAUAUCAUCAUAUUUUACAAUGAAAAAUUUAUAUGAAAUAAUUGUGGUUAAAAAUAUUGAAAAUCGUCUUGAAAUAACCAUACCAUAUCGAUAUCAUGAUCUUCGAACGACACGUUAUUAUAUAAUGAUUCAUGGUUCAUUCCAUAAUGAUUCGGAUGAAAAUCAAGCGUUCAUUGUACUAAGACAAGAUCAAAGUCGUAUUGAUUUAUUUAUAUUUUUUUGUGUUUUUCUUUCAUGUUUUUUUCUUUUCUUGUCCAUGUCGAUAAUGUUUUAUCGUGUAAAACAAAUAAUUUCCGUAUAUCGUGCAAGACAUUUACAAGAAAUUGAAUUGGAAUAUAUGGCUAAUCGACCAUUUACAUCGAUAACCGUUGUCGUGGAUGAUGAUGAUGAUGUAAAGAAUCGACACGAAUCACCAGAAAUGAUAUUUCGACCAUACAAUGAAUCAACAACAGCGAUGAUGAUGACACCAUCAUCAAAACAAUAUCGUCGAACAACAACAACGCAAUCAAUUUUUCGUCAAUUAACAUCUGGUUUCAAAGAAUCACCAAGGAAAAUUUAUCCAGCAGAUCAUCAACAUCAUUCAAUGAUGAAAGAACAGAUGAAAAAUCGUAAUGAAAAUCUUGUUACACCGAUGCCUGUAUCGAUUGAAUUUACAAAUGAUAAUAUGGCAGCAAUAUUUACAACAUUAAUUCGAUUUCCAAAUGAUGAUAAUAGUAAUCGACCUAUACAGAUGGCAGCUGCAUCUACAUUAGUAAGAAAUUGUCCAUUAUUAUUGCAAAAAUUAUCAACAACAUCAGCAGUUACCAGUAACAACAACAACAACAACAACAACAAUCCAGGAUCUGUUGCUGGUGAUGAAAAUAAUGCAAGAUGAUUAUGACAUUUCCGUUCCAAAUUCUACAAAUAAGAAAAUUAUUUUGUAAUUAAUUAUAUGCUCAUUAUAUACAUUCAUCAUCAUCAUCAUAAUG
Dermatophagoides farinae (American house dust mite) is the source of this 7306-nucleotide messenger RNA. Lineage: Eukaryota; Metazoa; Arthropoda; Arachnida; Sarcoptiformes; Pyroglyphidae. The record is from RefSeq and is a predicted model, not a curated record.